Messenger RNA from Fukomys damarensis (Damara mole-rat), 3729 nucleotides. RefSeq names its product transmembrane protein 159 (gene Ldaf1). Bases 373 to 912 code for a protein of 179 amino acids. The record is from RefSeq and is a predicted model, not a curated record. NCBI's taxonomy places the organism in Eukaryota, Metazoa, Chordata, Mammalia, Rodentia, Bathyergidae. The transcript has 6 exons.
GGACCACACUUCCCAUGAGGCCUUGCGCCCCGUCCUGCUUUUCCCGGGCCUGUCUCCGCGACACUACUUCGGUCCCAACUACACUUCCCAGCAACAUCGGCGGCGGGGCGGGACGGACAGGACGGGGCUGUCCAAGUCGGGGGCGCCGCCGCCGCCUCCCAGUGCCUGUCCCGUUUCUUCUUCCGCUAUGCCGCUGCUCGUGGACGGGCGGCGAGUGCGGCUGCCGCAGUCCGCCGGGGAGCUCGUUCGAGCGCACCCGUCUCUGCAGUGACAGCAAGAGACUGGGAAACAUGAGAGAUUGGACUUUGUACUACACCAGAGAACUUGCUGGUAGGAGAAUUAACCCCUACAGAGAUUAAAGUGAGUUUCAAGAUGGCCAAAGAAGAGCCCCCAAGUGUCUCAGAGGACUUACAGAACCUCCGGAGGAAGAUGUCUUUGCUGAUAAAGUCCUUUCAGAAUAACUCAAAGGUGGUUGCCUUCACAAAGUCUCCAGUGGGUCAGUACUUGGACAGGCAUCCUUUCCUCGCCCUCUCCAUGCUGGUGUUCAUGGCCUUGUCUGCUGUCCCCGUUGGGCUCUUCGGGCUCGUCGUGGUGCUCAGCUCCUUGGCUGCUCUUGUGGGAGUCCUGUUACUGGAAGGACUGGUCAUUUCCGUGGGUGGCAUUACACUGCUUUGUGUCCUCUGUGGCUUGGUCUUCAUAUCACUUGCCCUGUCAGGGGCAGUCAUCGUGUCCUAUGUGGUGGUCUCCAGCCUCAUCAACUACUGGUUUUCUUCCAGGGUGCUGUGUGUAAGCCAAAAUCCACCCCCGGCCUGUGAACCCUGCUCUGAUAGACCACCGGCAAAGCAAAACCCCACUGUCGACUGUCAGCUGGCUAUGAAGUCUGCAGUCGUCAAAGGGCUCCACCAGGAAUGACUGGCUGGAUGAGACCAGAGAUGUUUUCAGGCUUCUCAGGAAAGCUCCUGGGUCAUGCUCACCCCUUGGAACUAUGACUGAGACAGGGCCUGGAUAGUCCAGCGCUCCUGGGCUGUGUCCUGCAGCUUCUUUGCACUGUAAAAUCCUUCAGUGGCCAGCGUGGCCCUCCCCCGCCACUCCUAAGCGUGCAGACUUGACUGCCAUGGCAGACUUGUGUCCAAGGUCCCACGGCAACAGUGGUUUGCUUUUGAGGAUUUUUAAAAUUUUUUUGGAAGUAAGGGAAGCUAUUUUUCCCACUCAUUUGAAAUAAGGGGUGAAAAAAAAUCCAAACCAGAACCAGCUCUUCUGCCUUAUUCACUAUUUAUCAGAAAGGACAGCACAAUUUGGGAAAAAUGGCCUCUCAAAGUUGGAUGAGUCCUAAUUUAAUUUUUGAGUCCAAAAGCUUUUUUUGAAAGCCUUUUUGAAGCAUAGUUUCCACUAUUACUGUUGAGUGCUAUUCAGUGCUGUUGAUCUCUUAUGUAUUUACACUUGAUAACUUUUGUACUGAUUUAAAGAACUUGUCUUAAGCAGUUGCUUUUAAAAAAAAUGUAAAGGACUAUAAAACCAGUAAAACAUCCUAUAUGAUUUCUACUUCAUUGAUUUACUCACUGUAUCUUACAAAAUAUUUAGGUAGGUUUCUUCUUCUAUACUCUUUGUCCUCCCCAAUCCCAACUUCAGAUCUUCUGUGUCGAGUUUCCAUCACUGUGGCUGUCUUAGCCACUGUGUCACUGAUGGACAAAAUACCCGACGUUCUCAGCUUUUUGGCUCCCAUUUUAGAAGUUUCAGCCCUUGCAUGGUGGCAGGGUGUGGGCACGGGGAAGCUGCUUGUGUCAUGGCAUACAGGAGGCAGAAAAAGUCAAGGGAGGGACUGGAAAAGGCGACAGAGCCCUCUAGGUCAGGCCCGCAGUGAGCCUCCUCUUCUCUCAGACCCCAUCUAAUGCCAAGGCUGCUGUGAUGUCACCAUAACCCAGUCACCUCGAAAAAGCCUGGGGUCCAGUGAGACUCUGGGGUCUACCUAGAUCUAAACCGUAACAGUGACAAAGUACCUGAGAUAAAUCAGCCUCAUAAGAGAAAGUUCAGUUUGGCUCGUGGGUUCAGAGGUUUUAGUCCAUGGUCACAGCCAUGUUGACCUGGGCCUCCGGGGGCCCAGCACAUCAUGGAAGGAGCGUGUGGUACAGGCUGCCUGUUCACCUCGUGGCAACCUGGAAGCAAAAAGAGAGAAAGGGGGCAGGGUCCCAACAUCGCCCUUAAGGGCACAACCUCAGUGACCUAACUUACUCCCAACUCUUAAGGUUCACCACCUCCAAGAGGACUCCAGACUGGGGACCACACCUUUAGCACAGGGCCCCCGGGGAACCAGAGAAAUCACAGCACGUGACUCCCUUCUCUGUGGAUUUCAUGGCAGAUCCUGGGUAAUCUUUUUUUUAAUUGCUAGUAUCAGACACCAAAGUUGCUUUUUAAAAAGGUGGGGGUGAUGGGAGGAGGGAUUAGUUUCAAAAAGCCACAAGGGAGAUCUUCAGGCCUUCAUGGACCCAGUGCUCAGGUGGUCUCCCCUGCUUUUCUCAGUGUGAACUGCUUUUUUCAGGCAGGCCCAUGCCAGAUGGGGGUCCCAGCAGCCUGAGCUAGCACUCUGAACUUGGAAAGAAACUGGCUCCUUGCCCAUAGUACAUGUAAAUAUAAUAGGUUUGGCUCUGAUUGGCCAGACUAUGGUCAUACGAGCAACCCCAAGCCAGUCACUGUGGCCAGGAGGGUGGACAGUGCUGGUGGGGCAGGACUAGGCCGUGUGUCCAUUCCAGAGCCAGGGGAAGGGAUAGGUCAGCUUCACUGAGAUGCAGAGAUGAGGCUCCCAAAGGAAUAUCAGAAGAAAAGGAAACAGUGAAAGUGCUUGUUCUGCAAGUGUUCCACAAAGAUGGGCACACAUUUCUAAUAAAUUUUAACUUGGUAGAUGAAUGAUGUCUUGCAAUAUGAGUAGUACAUAAAGCCAAAUGUCACAUGAUCACAACUGAGCCAAUGGUCCUCGUUACCCCUCUUUCUUCCCCUCCCUCCCUCUCUCUGUGGAAUUGUGGGGCGUCAUCUCCUAGCAGCAAGAGAUUAUGGAGGAAGAGAAAAAGGCAGAGGAAUCCCCCACUUCCAGUGAGAUCAGGGAGAUGCGUAAAAUGUGGGAAACGGCCAAUUUUUCUAGAAAAACACCAUCCAAAUAGGGCUGUGGCAGUGUAAGCCAUGAAUGUGUUUAACAACAAUGCAAUAUCGUAUUUCCAUGAAACACUCAAAAGGAGUCAAAAGUUCCUCGUUAGAGCUCCGUGAAAAGAAAGCAUUCCGGAGCCACCCAAGAGAUAGCAGUGAUUCUAAUAGUGAUGGCGAAGGUUGUCCUAUACGAUAACCCUCAUCUCUGUGUCCCUCACACCAUCCGUGAAAGUUUUCAGCGGUAACUGCAGGCUAGUUUUUUUCUUUAUAUUUUCUUUAUGAUUUUGUAGGACAAUAUUCUAUGAAUAUUUUGGGCUUGUGGAAUGAAUCAUCUGAGUUUCCACUAUUUCUUAUGGGGAAAUGUGCUUUUAUAUACAAGUGAGUUGGAUUACAAGCAUGUUUCUGGGAUGAAUUAUGCUCACAAACCAAGGUCUUCCUGUAAUUGCUAGGCAGACACAAACAAAUCAUGCCACUACCCAUAAUGGGGCAUAACGGCUUUAAUCUGGUACUGAAACUUCUGCAUUUUAUGGUAUUCUGUGAGAGACUGCUUGGGCCUGCAUAAGAUGGCUGCCCUCAACCUUAGCCUUUGCCUCG